Messenger RNA from Macaca mulatta (Rhesus monkey), 2965 nucleotides. Lineage: Eukaryota; Metazoa; Chordata; Mammalia; Primates; Cercopithecidae. The record is from RefSeq and is a predicted model, not a curated record.
CUCCUGAUCUCCAGUAAUCCACCCGCCUCAGCCUCCCAAAGUGUUGGGAUUAUAGGUGUGAGCCACCUCACCAGGCCAAGAAAGGCACUUUAGACAGUACCAGAGUUGAGGAUUUGGCCUGUGACUCGCUGCAGUUGCCACACUGCAGUUGCCACACUGUGGCCUUAAAACAGUCUUAUCCAGUCCUGAAAACCCCAGUGCCUUGGAAACAUCAGGAUUGGUCAGAAGGACAGUAAGUCCUUAAGGCGCCAGCCCCUGCUCCUCCCUCCAGAUUGAGGGGUAAGUAUCCCAAGCUCUUUGCAGGAUCCUUACCCUGGAUGUGGACACCCACAGUCCUGCUAGGACCUGCUUUCAGAACAGUUGAUCCCAGACAUGGAAGUGCCUGAUGCCUUCAGCGAAGCAAGCAGGAAAGGCUCAAGUGAUGCUCCUGUAUCAUCCUGGGUACCAAGACCAUUCAGUGGAAAAGAACAGUCUCUUCAGCAAGUGGUGCUGGAAUAACUGGAUAUCCACAUACAAAUGAAUGAAGUUAGAUCUCUUCCUCACAUCGUACAGAAAAAUUAACCUCAAAUGGAAGAAAUAUCUAAAGGAAACGAACACUUGACAUAAACGUCUUCACCAGAGUAAAUAAGAAGAAUCCCCUCCAUGACAUGCAAAAGAAAAGAUAACUGGAGAGAUCGUCUCUGCUCUGAGGUUAUUAUCCAGUGGUCUUUGUUUUGGUACGUUGUCCCCCACCCAUGCCCUUCUCCUCAUCUUUAAUGAGUAUCUGUAUGUGUGGCAGAACAGCAUGUUUUAAGUCCUGCACUCUUGGACCAAGCCGUUCUGUUCCCCACUCUAGGGAGAUCUCAAGAGCACAGGAUUCUGUUUGGGGUUGCUAUGGACACACAGUUCUUAUUCCAGUACUGGCUUCUUCUCAAUACGAGAGAAAGUUGUACUGAAGACACAAGACCUGAGACUUAUGUCAUUUUAGCGGCUGAACCGACCCCAGCCUCUUGUGAGCGGCAGUGGUGCCGGAAGCAGUCUAGCCUACAGUAGAAUUAUGGAUUCAUUAACAGUGUCUACCAUAACAGCAUCUGACAACUAUGACCAUAAUGGUCCCUAUCCGAAUGACCUGGCGGGAGUCAUUAUUGAUCGACCCACCGAUGACAGUCCACCCACUAAUGAACUGACAACAGCAAACCCAGAGGCACAUAUCAAUGAAAGUCCCCAUCCUGAUGACCUGGUGGAAGUCAUCAUCGAUACAGACACUGAUGACAUUCCCCACACAAGGGAACUGACAGGAGGAACCAAGGAGGCUUGUAUCUAUGAAAGUGUGUCAGAACGGCUUUCCAGGUUUGAAGAUUAUGAAAAUGCUGAAUAUGUCGCUUCAUAUGACAACAAGAUUAAGAAAAUUGUUCAUUCAAUUGUAUCAUCCUUUGCAAUUGGAAUAUUUGGCGUUUUCCUGGUCUUAUUGGAUGUGGCUCUGAUCUUUGCUGACCUAAUUUUCACUGAUAGCAACGUUUAUAUUCCUUUGGAGUAUCGUUCUAUUUCUCUAGCUAUUGCCUUAUUUUUUCUCAUGGAUGUUCUUCUUCGAGUAUUUGUAGAAGGGAGACAGCAUUAUUUUUCUGAUUUACUGAACAUUUUAGAUACUGCCAUUACUGUGAUUAUCCUGCUGGUUGAUGUCAUUUACAUUUUUUUUGACAUUAAGUUUCUUAAGGAUGUUCCCAGAUGGACACGUUUAUUUCGACUUCUACGACUUAUCAUUCUGAUAAGAGUUUUUCAUCUGGCUCAUCUAAAAAGACAACUUGGAAAGCUGAUAAGAAGGCUGGUUUCAGGAAACAAAAGGCGAUACAAAAGGGAUGGAUUUGACCUAGACCUCACUUAUAUUACUGAACGUAUUAUCGCUAUGUCGUUUCCAUCUUCUGGAGGCCAGUCCUUCUAUCGGAAUCCGAUUAAGGAAGUUGUACAGUUUCUAGACAAGAAACAUCCAAACCACUAUCGAGUCUACAAUCUAUGCAGUGAAAGAGCUUAUGAUCCUAAGCACUUCCAUAAUAGGGUCAGUAGAAUCAUGAUUGAUGAUCAUAAUGUCCCCACUCUAUGGGAGAUGGUAGCAUUCUCCAAGGAAGUAGAGGAGUGGCUGGCUCAAGAUCCUGAAAACAUCAUAGUGAUUCACUGUAAAGGAGGCAAAGGAAGAACUGGAACUAUGGUUUGUGCCUGCCUGAUUGCCACUGAAAUAUUUUUAACUGCAGAGGAAAGCUUGUACUAUUUUGGAGAACGGCGAACAGAUAAAACCAAUGGCACUAAAUAUCAGGGAGUAGAGACUCCUUCUCAGAAUAGAUAUGUUGGAUAUUUUGCACAAGUGAAACAUAGCUACAACUGGAAUCUCCCUCCAAGAAAGACACUGUUUAUAAAAAGAUUCGUUAUUUAUUCGAUUCAUGGUGUUGGAACAGGCGAUGGAUAUGAUCUAAAAGUCCAAAUAGUAAUGAAGAAAAAGAUUGUCUUUUCCUGUACUUCCUUAAACAAUUGUCGGGUAUUUCAUGACACUGAAACAGACAGGGUAAUAAUUGAUGUGUUCAACUGUCCACCUCUGUAUGAUGAUGUGAAAGUGCAAGUUUCCUCUUCGGAUUUUCCUAAAUACUAUCACAACUACCCUUUUUUCUUCUGGUUUAACACAUCUUUAAUACAAAAUAACAGGCUUUAUCUACAAAGAAAUGAAUUGGAUAAUCUUCAUAAACAAAAAACAUGGAAAAUGUAUCAACCACAAUAUGCAGUAGAGACGUAUUUUGAUGAGAAAUGACUUAGUUAUUUUGUAACUGGUAGCUGAUUAAGUAUAGUUCCCCACACCCCUUCUGGGAAAGAAUUAUUGUUCUUUCCAACCCUGCCACAUAGUUAUAUGUUCUAAAUCUUCCUUGCUGGUACAUCUAUAUUGAUAUUUGUGUACACAUGUUCUUUAUAAAUCUAUUAAAUAUAUACAGAUAAAAUGUCAGGG